Molecule: messenger RNA, 1804 nt
Organism: Pseudo-nitzschia multistriata
Lineage: Eukaryota; Bacillariophyta; Bacillariophyceae; Bacillariales; Bacillariaceae
Source: the annotation of a GenBank genome assembly
CUCACAGGAAGCGAAGAUAUUCCGACCAUUAUUGAUUGGAACAAAAGAGUGUCAAAAUGGAAUUCGGCACUCUCCACGAGACGAAAGAUGUGAUUGACCACAACGGGAAAUCAAUCGAAGUUAAUCAUGUUGACGUCCGUGAUAAAUCACGCUGGGACGUCGGGCUAGACUGUAUCAAUUCUUUGCUAAGACCAGGAAGCGCAACACUAGAAGCAAUGACAGACUACCAACGCCUCGGUUUAAAAAAUUUGAAGGCGAUGAUUAUGCUUUCUGGAGAUAUGGAAGAUGACACAAAGAAUCAUAUCCCACAAGCACUUCUCGAAUCGAGCGAAUCUGCAAGCAGCGACUUCUUGUUGGCAGAAUAUGCAGGUUAUGACCGCCGUUCGCAAGCAAAAACUCUGACUAAUAGCAUCCAUAAGGUUCUCUCGGCUAAAAAAUGCGCUAUAAAAAUGAAAAAAAUAGCGAGUUCAAACGUGAACGCUCGCGAAAGUGCCGAGUCCUUGUUCUUGGAAUCCGUCGAUUUCGAAAGCAAGGAAAGAACAAAUUUGCCACCACAUUGGUUCGAUCUAGACAAUACAUCAAAGCUGAAGUUGAGGGAUCUUUUGUCGUGGGAGAAUCUUUCUCGUUGGGAUUUCAAUGUGUUCGAAGUCGAUGACACCUUGAAGGGGAAAAACACCCUCAUCUUCGUCGCCUGGGCAAUCAUUGGAUCCCCUCAUUCACAAUAUGCAAUGGAUAUGGCUUGCUCAAAGAUCGAAGGGGACACGAAUACAGAAGUAGAGGGGCUAGCAGAAAGAAAAGGCUACGACUUUGUAUCUGCACUGAAAAUCAGGGAGAAGACGCUUCUCAAUUUCUUGCGCGAAAUUGAAAAUACAUAUAGAGACGUGAUUUAUCACAACAAAGUUCAUGCAGCAGAUGUGACACAAAAUCUAAACGCUCUGUUUCAAAUGGGGGGGGAAUUUUUUUCGGACGGGAAACUAGAAACAUUUUCCAUGUUGAUUGCGGCCGUCGUUCAUGAUGUUGGACAUCCUGGCGUCAAUAACGCUUUUCUUAUCCAUUCGAAAUCCGAUCUAGCGAUAGUAUACAACGAUGUCUCUGUGCUUGAAAAUAUGCAUCUGUCCACAAUGUUUCGAAUAAUAACCGGGAACUCUCGAGAUCCGAAAAUAGAUGUUUUCGAGAACUUCUUGGAGGAGGAAACGGAAGUGGCUAGGAAACUUAUCAUCAAAGCAGUACUUUCAACCGAUAUGACGAAACACUUCAAAAAAUUGAAUACUAUCAGAGGUGUAAUACUAUCUCAAGAAGAUGGUGAAGAGGUGACUGAGUCACUUCCGAUGGAUAUCUGUUUCACGAGCGAGAUACUAUCCUUUAUGUUGCACGCAGCCGACAUCUCAAACCCCUCCAGAGAUACAGCAACUGCGAUAAAAUGGGCCGAUAAAGUUCUCGAAGAGAGUUUCCACCAAGGAGAUCUGGAACAAAGUAUGGGUCUUCCAAUAACACCACUGAGCGAUCGAAACUCGACGCAUAGAGAGAAAUCUCAGAUUGAUUUUAUCAAAUUCAUCAUUUUGCCUACCUUUGAGCUGCUUGGACAGUUGAUACCACGAGUUACAAGUGAAGUUAUACCAAAGAUAUUCGAGAACCUUAAAUACUGGCAGGAACAGGAUCUACUUCGUGAAAAUGAAGUGCGAAGCCGUAGAAGAUCAAAAACUUGAACAAACCAGCAAAACAAUUUUCAAAAACUAGCAACUUUUAGAAUUAUAACAGCAAGUUACUCCUCGUAAGAACAGAACAAUAAUUCAAAUCCAUCAAA